Zeugodacus cucurbitae (melon fly) is the source of this 723-nucleotide messenger RNA. RefSeq lists its product as uncharacterized. The coding region runs from base 98 to 505 and encodes 135 amino acids. Gene Ontology annotation, molecular function: peptidase inhibitor activity. Lineage: Eukaryota; Metazoa; Arthropoda; Insecta; Diptera; Tephritidae. Gene Ontology annotation, cellular component: extracellular region. The transcript has 4 exons. The record is from RefSeq and is a predicted model, not a curated record.
GUAACUGUUGGCAGAGCAUUUGUAACAAACAUAUAAACACGUCGUGUCUGCGUCGCUUUUAAGGUAGUUUUCAUUUAAUAGCGCAGAAGUGAACAACAUGUUUCGCCACAACGGAUCGUCAGCAUUUAGCAACAACAACAACAACAGCCGUCUCUUCUUUGGCGGUGCAACUUUCAAAGUGAUUUUGCUGCUGUUGUUGGCGCUCGUGGUAAUGAGCAAUGCACAAAUAGGUUGUCCCUCAUCCACUAAGGUGUUGACCUGCACACCAAAAUGCAAACAAGACUCAGAUUGUAGCGCCAUCGGCGGCAAGUGCUGCCCGAAUUUGUGCAACGAGCGCUCGUGCAUACAGCGCAAUCAAUUCGAUCAGAGCAGUGGCAGUAACAAGGAUGGCAAUAAAUAUUCCAGCGGCAGUUCGGGCGCCUACUGUGGCAACACUAAAUGCAGCCCCUAUGAGAAAUGUCAAAUGGAUCGUUCGACCAAACGCGAAAAAUGCGUCAGAACUUAAGCAACGCAGGAAGACACAAGGAAUGCAAAUGAUUUUUUAAACUCUACAAACAAUAAACCUUUUUUCUUUUACAAACAAUUUUUUGUACAUACAUACAUACAAACAAGUAUGAAGUGUUGGUUGAAUAAAUAUGUAUAUGCACUUACAGCUGGUGCCGCAACGGCGAUUUGUACUAAGAGACAAGCAACCAAAAUAAAUUUCAACAUUUUGAAUUUCGA